Molecule: messenger RNA, 3888 nt
Organism: Oreochromis aureus
Lineage: Eukaryota; Metazoa; Chordata; Actinopteri; Cichliformes; Cichlidae
Gene: ppm1h
Product: protein phosphatase, Mg2+/Mn2+ dependent, 1H
Exons: 11
Coding region: 397-1941 (514 amino acids)
Biological process (GO): protein dephosphorylation
Molecular function (GO): protein serine/threonine phosphatase activity
Source: RefSeq, a predicted model, not a curated record
GGCUGGUUUAUUGUGUGUUGUUCAGUCAGUGUGGCUUCAUUUAUAUGUAUAUGUGUAUAUAUAUGUAUUUGGGUCACCGCCUUUUUCUCGGGCUUCAAAGCCUUGUGUUGCACCUUGUUCGGGAGGUAAUCGUCACAUCGGGAUUACGCACCUUUGACCUCCAGCACUGUCAACAGUAAGCGGCUCACUGAGAUAGGCUACCAGCGACCAAAUCCACCAGCAGCAACCGAGGGAUCGCUGUGCCGAAUGACUUUCCGCGGAUCCUGAGUGUUUGCUUUCUUCCACGCCGCGAAUCUGCGUCGGGAUCUGCCAGGGAGACGGGAAGAGGGGGGUUGCGUGUGGGGUGGGGUGGCAUUCACGCAAUCGCAUUGCCUGGACCCACGCCGCAGCAGGACCAUGCUCACGCGGGUGAAGUCGGCGGUAGCCAAUUUCAUGGGAGGUAUGAUGGCCGGUGGCUCCAACGGAGACCAUCCCAGCGUCUCCGAUCUGCCGCUGAAAUUCCCGUACACCCGACCGGACUUCCUGGGACUGUCGCCAGACGAGAUCGAGUGUUCGGCGGAUCACAUCGCAAGACCGAUCCUCAUCCUGAAGGAGACCAAGCGGCUGCCGUGGUCCACCGGCUAUGCAGAGGUAAUCAAUGCAGGGAAAAGCACAUUAAAUGAAGAUCAGGCUUGCUGUGAGGUCCUGGUUGUUAAAGGGAGACCUGCAGGAAGCCUCGCGCCUAACCGAACCCCCACGACCCGCAGGAGAUCGUCCCUGCCUAAUGGUGAGAGUCUGGGCCUCAGGGAGAACCUGGACAACUCUGAAGACCUAACUUUACACUACUGGGCGUUGUUCGAUGGCCACGCUGGCUCCGGGGCAGCUGUAAUGGCCUCUCGUCUUCUCCACCACCACAUUGCCCUGCACCUACAGGAGGUGAUGGAGAUCCUCUGUACUCCUAACCUCGUGCCGCCCACGUGCCUGGGUGAGGAAGCUAUCAAUCACCACCUCACCCCUUCAUCUCAGCGUGUCCUUACAAGGGCUGCAUCGCUCCGGGGUGCCGCAGGGGCUCCGGGUUCCCCCAGUACCCCACCGACACGCUUCUUCACAGAGAAGAAGGUGUCGCAGGAGAGCCUGGUGAUUGGAGCCAUUGAGAAUGCCUUCAAAGACAUGGAUUCACAGAUAGAAAAGGAGAAGGCGGUCUACAACAUCUCAGGUGGCUGCACAGCGCUGGUGGUCGUCUAUUUACUCGGCAACCUCUAUGUGGGGAAUGCUGGGGACAGCAGAGCUAUCAUUAUCCGGUCUGGGGAAGUCAUUCCCAUGUCAGCAGAGUUCACACCAGAGUCAGAGAGGCAGCGACUGCAGUUCUUGGCCUACAUGCAGCCCCACUUAUUAGGGAAUGAGUUUACACAUCUGGAAUUCCCAAGGAGAGUGCAGAGGAAGGAGGUGGGGAAGAGGAUGCUGUAUCGUGACUUCACCAUGUCAGGAUGGGCGUAUAAAACCAUAGAGGAAGAUGACCUAAAGUUUCCCCUGAUCUAUGGCGAAGGGAAGAAGGCUCGCGUACUGGCGACCAUCGGGGUCACGAGAGGCCUCGGAGACCACAGUCUCAAAGUGCACGACUCCAACAUUUACAUUAAGCCCUUCCUGUCCUGCUGCCCAGAGGUCAAAGUUUAUCCUUUAGCGCAGUGUGAGCAUGGAGCCGAUGACGUUCUGGUGCUGGGAACUGACGGACUGUGGGACGUCCUCUCCAACCAGGAAGUGGCUGAAUCGGUCGGCUGUUUCCUGGCAAACUGCGACCCUGACGAUCAGCACAGGUACACGAUGGCAGCUCAAGACCUCAUAAUGAGAGCGAGGGGGGUGCUGAAGGAUCGAGGCUGGAGGAUAGCCAACGACAGAUUAGGAUCCGGAGAUGACAUCUCUGUCUACAUCAUUCCCCUCAUGUAUGGAAACAAGCAGAACUAGCCAAGCUACGAAACCGCAGCCGUCGCUGAAACACAACCCUGCCUUGACCUUUUAAACUUCACAUUCGCAGUUUUACCUCAUUCCUUGUUCUCCUUUUAAAAGUGCUUUUGUUUCUGCUCAGAUCAAAACCUGAUCUGUCUCAGUUUAACCCUGAUUAUUCUCAAUCAGGGUGAUCUCUCUCUCUCUCUCUCUUUUUUUUUAUAUUGAAAAGAAACAAUCAUAAGAGGAGCUGUUAAUGAUUACUGUUAUUAUUGUUUUUUAAUUCUGGUGGAAGCCAUCCUUAGCUGUGUUUCGGGGGGCAAACCUUGUAAACCUGGACUCUCGAAUGAGAUGACGACAUCUCAGGACUGCUGUUACUAACUAAUGCACAAUAUUUAAUAAUGUGAAAAUGUAAAUAACCCGAAACACAAGACAUUGGUUAAGUGUGUUUGGCUGAACACCUGUACAGUGUUUAAAACCCUCCCAAAACCUAAAGACUGCUGUAAAUAUGAAUCAUUCCAGCUCUGUUCCAUGCACGCUUUUAACUUAGCCAGGUUCAGCCAUCCACUUUUCCACAUCUCCCAGUGAAAUGGGUGGGAAAAAUGAGUUUCCUUCUGCUGACUUUCGGCUGUUUCUUCUAAUGCUGCAGUUGCCAUUUUUUGCUCAUUUGUACCAUUUCGAUACUGCGUUCGCUACUAAGGAGAGAUUUUUUUUUUAUUUUAUUUUUUUUAUGAAGAGUACACUACCAGGUGGAGUGACACUUAAAAGAUUUUGGCCCAAUACAUUUCACGCUCCUUAUUUCUCUACUAUUGUAUUUAUUUGAACAUCAGUUGAGCUCUACAAAGGAAAACAAACAUGUUUGAGACAUGUUCCUCCUUAAGCUGUCGUUUACAUGCUGUUUCAAGCGCGUCGUCACCUGCUGCAUGUGCCAUCAUUAAGCUACGUAGUCAUCCUUUACAGCAGGGCGUCAAACAUAAGGCUCCAGGGCCAGAAUCGGCCUGGCAAAGACUCCAAUUUGGCCCACUGGAUGGCUUUGGGAUAUGUGAAAGAGGACAUAGCUUUUCCCCUUAUGAAGAUCUCCCUUAUUGCCAAUUAUAAAACACCGGUAAUAAUGUAACAGAUAAACAAAGAUAAAAACAGAAAGGUUCCUGUUUUCUCACUCAACGUUUUUUUUUAAUGAGUAAAAAUAAAAAUAAAAGAAGACAUUUUCUAUGAAUUAACAAAAACCUUCAGUUUUUUAAUUACAGGAGUGCGGGGGGUAAUGAGCCACCAGAAGCUUUUUCUGUAAUUUUUACACAUUUAUUUAUUUGCACUGACAGAUUUCUCUUAUUUCCAACAGCAACAGUUCUUUAUCAUGUAGAAAAAUUAAAAAUUGCACUUCUUUUUCUUAUAGUAAUUGGGAUUAAAUGUGUAGUCAAAUGUCUUUACACUGACAGAAGGAGAGGAGUAUCGCUGGUUCAGUUCAAACCAACUUAAGAUGAAAGUGGGCCGCAUGUGGCCCAUGAUGUAAAAGGAGUUUGACAUCCCUGCUUUACCUCAUAGAACCUUUUCUCAGAUUUAUUGUUCUCAUUUAAAAAAAAAAAAUCAAAAUGUAUAAAUAACAGGUACCUGUAACGACGCUCUGAUGUUACAGAUGUCCCUCAGAGCAUAAAUCUGACCCGUCAUUGCUAAACUCGUGUGUCUGAGCAGUCAACACAGUUUUUACGUUAAGGAGUGGGUUUCCAUAUUUUAGUUCAAAUUGUACUUUUUGUUUAUUUUGAAGGUGAAAAUGGUGAAACUGAGUAAAUUUAUUUAAAUGUAAAAAAUGUAAAUAACCUUUUCCAGCCCUUCCUUUUACUGUAAGUCACGCAUAUCUUACCGAAACCAAAACACAUGAUUUGUACUGUUUUAGAUCCCCAUAGGAACAAUAAAAAAAAAUAAAUGUUAAAGUUCAUUUUUCUGCUCUAUUAAAGUAAUGAAUCAACAUUU